Messenger RNA from Mycotypha africana, 759 nucleotides. RefSeq lists its product as uncharacterized. The coding region runs from base 1 to 759 and encodes 252 amino acids. The transcript has a single exon. Lineage: Eukaryota; Fungi; Mucoromycota; Mucoromycetes; Mucorales; Mycotyphaceae. The record is from RefSeq and is a predicted model, not a curated record.
AUGACUGUAUCCUUCCAGCAAGAUUUUCCUAUCAGUUUCGCCGAGGAAAUGGCUACGAAAACUGACAGCGCUCCCAACAAGUUCUAUGUUGAAUGGUUUGACAACUCGAAUGAGUUCCCUACAUUGACCUCUUCUGGUUCUAACCAUCUUGGCAAGAUGACUGUUCCUUCCAAAGUGGGUACAUGGGAGCUUUUGCAGAAAACUGACCUCAAGAUUGACGAUCAUCAGCAAGAACAAGGUCCUCAGCAACUCUAUUCUCAAAUGGUUGAAAAAAAUGCGACAGAGUUGCAGCCUUCUUUUCGAACUGUACAGUCACUUCACUCAAAUCCGAAGCAAAAGAAAAAGUCCCAGCAAGAUAAUGAUGUAGUCGUUGAAGAAGACCCAUCACUCAAUGUUGAUUUAUAUGAUAUCCACAAGUCCCAAUCAAGGAGAGCGAAUAGACCGAAGCAUAUGAAGGCGGGUAGAAAAGUCGAUGUUCAUAUCGAGGGCACCUUGAGAUUGGCUACUUCGCGCCAUGGCAAGACGCAUUUUAUUUGGAUUCCUAAUGAUAACAACUCAACAUUAAUAGGCCAACCAGAUAGUAUCCAGCUUCAAGACAAUGCUCAAGCUCUUCUUGCUUUCUCAGCGAAAAGCUUCGCACCUUCUUCUCCAGCCCACAAGAAACAGAAGGAUGUGAACCAUGCUGCGGCCUGUUACAAGUAUUCACCGUUGCUUGAUAAUAGUGAUUAUUCUGUACUUUCUACCAAAAUCAAGUGUUAA